Hydra vulgaris (swiftwater hydra) is the source of this 1867-nucleotide messenger RNA. Its product is annotated as tetratricopeptide repeat protein 29. NCBI's taxonomy places the organism in Eukaryota, Metazoa, Cnidaria, Hydrozoa, Anthoathecata, Hydridae. Gene Ontology annotation, cellular component: cilium. Gene Ontology annotation, biological process: cilium movement. The record is from RefSeq and is a predicted model, not a curated record. Gene Ontology annotation, molecular function: protein binding.
UAAAAAACCAUUAUAAAUGUAUAUUUUUAUAUUUUUGCCAUUUUUAUUUCUUAUUUUAUUGAGGAAAACAACUUUUCAGAAUGUUAUGAAAACCGGGUCAUUUUGAGAAACCAGGUCCAAAUUAAAUUUGCUGUAUCUUGUCAACCGCUUGACAUUUUUAGCUGAAAUUUUGCAUGCAAUAUUUUUUUAUAAAUAGGAAUCAUGUGUCAAAAUAUAAAACAAAAAGAAGACACAUGGUUCAAUGGAGUGGGUGAUUUGAUGUGGAAUUACCCUAUUUUGACAAGUAGAUGAGUUUGUCAAGUUUUAAAUUUUUAGAAAAACUAUAUAAUAUAUUAGAAUUAAAACUGUUAGGUUAAAAAUAAACUAUUGUUAAUGAUUUAUUUUGAAAUUUUUUAUUUUUUUUUAUGAAUGAAUGAACUUUGACCUCAUAUCUCACAACCAUAGUGCAGAUGGGAAUUAAAAGUAGUAUGGCAAUAUUCACAAGGGUUUUGUAAUCAACAAAAUGCCUUAUUUUGAUCUUAGUAAUGAAAUGAGCAAUAUUGAAAAUGUCAGUAAAUCAAAAUUCAAACCUUUCUAGAAAGUUUGACAAUGAGAAAGAUCCAAAGAGAUUCCAUGAAACUGUAACCCAAUUACUACUGGUUGAAAUUUUGCAGGAAGGAUAUCAUGUGGCUUUUAGGGAGUUAUUUAAUCUGUUACAAAAUCAUAAAGAACUUGGAGAACAAUCUGAACAUCUUCUUUAUAUCAAAGAAAAGUUAGUUAUGGCAGAACAUGCAAGCAGGAAAGGUGAUUUUGAAACAUUGUGUGAGUCGCAGCUAUUGUUAGCAAAGUAUUUUCAAGAAAAGGAUUAUAAUUCACUUGCCAAUUUGUAUUAUGAAAAUUCAUACCAAUCAAGUUGUAGAAUUAAAAGUGAUAACAGAAAGAAGGAAGCAGAAACAAUUUAUUAUUUAGGUAAGUUUAAAGAGCUUGAACACGAUUAUUAUAUGGCACAAAAGUAUUUUGAGCAGCUUAAGUCCAUAACUAAAGGGUGUGAUUGGUAUCAAGAAGGUGUUCUGUUUUUUAAACUUGCUUGUGAAUGUCUCCAAAGAAUUUAUAUAAAAAGCGUGCAUAAGUUGGAUCAUGAUACAGAGAAAAUGAAAAUUCUUGAUAUUUUGAACAUGGCUUAUUUAACUGCUAAAGAAGGUGGUAGUUCUGAAUCUCUUCGUGAAGUUAUUUAUGUUACUGGUGAAAUUCAUUCUAGCUUUGGUGAGUUAAAGGAUGCUAUUCGAUAUUACAAUGAAUACUUUGAAAUAAGCAAAAUUAAUGGAGAUAAUAAAGGAAUUCAAAAAGCUUAUCAAGCACUUGCAAGAGCUUAUCAGAGUGCUGCUAAUAUAGAAAAAGCUUUAGAGUUUUUCGAAAGGUUGCUAGAAGAAGCAGAAAGGUCUCAUGACAAUUGCUGCGUUUUUAAUACUUGCCAAGAAAUUGCAGCUCUUUAUAAUUCAGAGGGAAAUUACGAACUAUCUGUAAAGUUUUACGAGAAAGCUCUUGCUAUCUCGAAUUAUCGCAACGAUGAAUGUUGUCGGAGUGAUUAUGCUAUCGCAUUGGGAAAUUUUAUGUUAACCGAAUAUGCAACUAGUAUAGUAGCUAAUAAUAAAGAAUCACUUUUAAAAAUAUUAGAUUGGAAAUGCGAAAGAAGUGGAUUUUAUCCUUGUUAGACUAAGUUGAAAACUUGUUUGAUGCUUGCGCAUGCGUCUCCGCAUGCGUGUAUGGGAAAAUAUGUUAUUUAAAUGACUUUUUUGUUAAUGGUUUUUUUUUAAUUUAAAAAAAUCAACAAUAUAUUUAUGUUUCUAUAAUAAAAAAGGUUACGUAAAUUUUUUUAUGUAUUAUAUAC